Molecule: messenger RNA, 3012 nt
Organism: Candidula unifasciata
Lineage: Eukaryota; Metazoa; Mollusca; Gastropoda; Stylommatophora; Geomitridae
Source: the annotation of a GenBank genome assembly
AUGGCGGGCGUACACGAAGGUCCGGAGUAUGGCAUCGGCGACUUUGUCUUGUUACACGAGUUAUCUCUGGAUGCUUUCAUGAAGAAUUUGAAACACAGGUUUGAGAAAGGUCGUAUCUACACAUACAUUGGAGAAGUGGUUGUAUCAGUAAACCCAUACAGAGAAGUGGAUAUAUAUAACAGCUCUUAUGUUCAGCAAUAUAAAGACAGAGAAAUUUAUGAGAGGCCUCCUCAUAUUUUUGCCUUAGCUGACAAUGCACAUAAAACCAUGAAAAGGCAAGCGAGGGAUACAUGCAUUGUUAUUUCAGGGGAGAGUGGAUCGGGCAAGACAGAGGCCUCCAAGAUUAUCAUGAGAUACAUUGCUGCAGUGACCAAUGUUAGUGGUCAGAAAGAAGUUGAGCGAGUCAAGGAUGUUCUCAUCAAAUCUAACAAUAUUCUUGAGGCAUUUGGGAAUGCCAAGACAAACCGCAAUGACAAUUCCAGUCGGUUUGGCAAAUACAUGGACAUCAACUUUGACUUCAAAGGGGACCCAGUUGGUGGUCAUAUCAGUAAUUACUUGUUGGAAAAGAGUCGUGUCGUGUACCAGCAGAACGGAGAGAGGAAUUUUCACUCAUUUUACCAGUUGUUAAGUGGAGCUCAGGAUAGCAUGUUGAAUGAUUUGAAACUAACCAGGGAUGUUAAGAAGUACAACUUCGUCAACCAGGGCGGAGAUGCCAAGGUGGCUUCAAUCAAUGACAAACAAGACUUCCGUGCUGUAAUGGAUGCUAUGAAGGCUACCGGCUUCUCUCCAGAAGAGACGGCAACAACCUGGAAAAUAGUGGCCUCCGUCCUACAUCUGGGAAACAUUGAAUUUGUGGGCGAGGACCAGGCUGAAAUCAGUAACCAGCAUGAGACAUCCACCAUUGCCAGUUUGUUGGGUGUGACUAUGGAGAAUGUAGAAAAAGCAUUAUGUUCUCGUGUUAUUGCAGCAGGUGGAAAUGUUGUCGACAAGCACCUCAAUGUUGGUGAAGCCCAUUAUGCCAGGAAAGCUUUUGCAAAGGCCAUGUAUGACCGCUUGUUUACCUGGAUUGUUGGUCGCAUCAAUGAUGCCAUUGAUCCUAGACAUGGUGGCCGGGUGGGCAAGAACACGGUCAUUGGUGUGCUGGACAUCUAUGGCUUUGAGAUCUUUGAUAACAACAGUUUUGAGCAGUUUUGUAUCAACUACUGCAAUGAGAAACUUCAGCAGCUGUUCAUUGAGCUGGUUCUAAAACAGGAGCAAGAGGAGUAUAUGAGAGAAGGCAUACAAUGGCAGCAUGUGGAUUACUUCAACAACAAGAUUAUCUGUGACCUGGUGGAGUUUCCACAUAAAGGAAUGUUUGCAAUCUUGGAUGAGGCUUGUCUCAAUGUUGGCAAAGUCACAGAUGAGAUUUUCCUAGAUGCAUUGGCUCAGAAGCUUGGUAAACAUGAUCGAUUCACUUGCAGAAAGCUGGAUCCAGCUGACAAAACCCUGGAACAUCACAGGGACUUCCGCAUUAAACAUUAUGCUGGAGAUGUAACCUAUAGCAUUGUGGGUUUCAUUGAUAAAAACAGAGAUACCUUGUUCAUGGAUAUCAAGAGGCUUCUUUAUAACAGUUCCAACAGUGUAAUCAAAUCAAUGUGGCCAGAAGGAGCACAGAGUGUGACAGAGACCACCAAGAGACCGAUCACUGCUGGAACCUCAUUCAAAAACUCCAUGAUUGCGCUUGUGGAAAAUCUUGCCAGCAAGAUACCAUUCUAUGUGCGGUGCGUCAAGCCAAAUGAGAUGAAGUCCCCAGUCCUGUUUGAUGAUACUAGAACUCGUCACCAAGUGGCAUACUUGGGUCUCUUGGAGAACGUCAGAGUCCGCAGAGCUGGAUUUGCUUUUCGAAUGGCUUAUGAUCGUUUCUUGCAAAGGUACAAGAUGAUCUGCCCUAAGACCUGGCCAAAUUACCGUGGCCAGGUAACUGAAGGUGUGAAACUCAUCAUUAACUCACAAGGAUUUGCAGAUGAUGUCAUGUUUGGCAAGUCAAAAAUCUUCAUUCGCUCACCGCAGACUCUCUUUGCUCUAGAGCAGGCAAGAGAUGCUAAGAUACCAAGUAUUGUGGUGUUCUUACAGAAACAUGCACGUGGAGGGUUAGCACGUAAGCGAGUCCGUCGCAUGCGCGCUGUCUACCUGAUCAUGGCCCACUACAAGAAAUACAAGCUGCGGUGCUACACCCUGGCCUGUCUGGAGAGGUUUGGCAAUGCCAAGAGGAUGAAAGACUAUGGUCUGGGUGUACAGUGGCCUAAACCACCACAUUCAUUGAGACCAACUGUAGAACUGCUCAAGAGAGCCCACGCAAGAUGGAGGGCACACAUGAUCUUAUCAAAGAUCCCUGAGAAAGAUCGACCACUGAUGAGGUUGAAAGUCAUGGCUGGCGAUAUUUUGGUGGGCAAACGAGCUGACUGGGGUGUCAAGCGAAACUGGGAGGGAAAUUACCUGGCAUCUACAAAGGACAACCCCAGCACAGCAGACUUUGUGUCACAGAUGAAUGCCCUCAAAGGAAGAGAUGGAUUUCACACAAUUUUAUUUUCUUCCUGUGUCAAAAAGGCUAACAAGUAUAACAAAACUGCAGAAAGAGGAAUAGUUAUUACAGAUAAGUUUAUCUACAAGUUAGAUAUUAAAAAGAAGUUCAAACCUAUGACAAAGGGAACUCCACUUACAGAUGUAACAGGCCUAAGUUUAACACCUGGAAAGGAUCAGCUGGUAAUAAUUCACCUGAGUGGAGGCAAUGACCUAGUCUUGUGUCUAGAGAACCCUGCCCAGGAGGAGCGUGUAGGGGAGUUGGUUGGCGUCUUGAGCUCUCAUAUGCACAAGGUGUUGAAGAAAGACUUGAAAGUGAACAUCAACAAAACACUUAACUGCAUGCUGGGUCACAAGCCUCGUACAGUUACAGUCAAGGAAACGGCCCUGAAUGGUGGAACUGUGUUCAAAAAGGAAGGGGAUGGAUUAGCAUUACAGUGGCCCAGUGCUUAA